CCAGUACACUUGUUGGCUCGGACGAUCCAGGGCACCGCCAGUUCAGAAAACGGCAGCUUCGACUAUGACCAGUCCUGGAUUUGUGCACUGGGUAACCUGCCCUCGCUGCAGCGUCGUCACGUGGCCAUCGCUCGACUCAAACACCCGGCCAACAUGGGCAGAACCAGCAAGCAGGUCAAGCUCUUCAUCCUUGUCCUGUGCCCUAGCAAGGAGAAAGGUACCAAGAAUUCGCUGGAGACUGGACGCACCUUCGCCACAAUCUUCGCUGAUAUGGACUUCCGGCAGAGACUCCUGGAGGCGACUAAUGAGGAAGAGUUCAAGCGGCUCAUCAUCAAGCACUCGCAAGAACUUGCAGAGGAACAACAGAUGAGCAACGACAAGCGCAUAGAGAUGAACCACGAAAGAGUCGACGAAUUUGAAUAUCAGGAAAAACGGUGUUCAUUCGCCCGGGGCCUGCGGGAGGACCUAGAGCGGCGGAUGCCUCACUACCUCUCAGACUACAGGGAUGGAGUUAUUGGCCAUAAGACGCUGCAGAAGGUCAUCUCCACCACAUUCUUCUUGUACUUCGCCUGCAUUCUGCCAGCCAUUGCCUUUGGGGUCCUCAAUGAUCACAACACGCAUGGCAAUAUAGAUGUGAAGAAGGUGAUCAUUGGGCAGGUGAUAGGUGGAGUGUUUUGGGGGCUUUUCUCUGGCCAGCCUCUCCUCAUCCAGCUCACCACAGCUCCACUCGCCAUCUACAUCAAAAUUAUAUAUUAUAUCUGCGAUGACUUCAAGUUAAACUUCCAUGCAAUGUACUGUGCAGUGGGAAUGUGGAACAGUUUCUUCCUGGUGAUGUAUUCACUGUUUGAUGUAUCUCGCCUCAUGCGGUGGUCCACACGCUCUACUGAGGAGAUCUUUGCCCUCUUCAUCUCCAUUGCCUUCUGCAACGACGCCUUUACUGCUGUCGGAAAGAAUUUUAAUGCCAACUACUACAGCCCGGCCUGCCAAGGCCUAACCAACAACACCAACUACACCUCAUAUUCCAUAGGCACCCCUUCCACCUUCACUAUCUUAAGCAAUUACUCAGAUGCUUACUCAACACCUGGCAUCCCAGAAGCAGGAGAGGGUGAGGCAACCCUGACCUUGGUGCCAGAUGUGUGUACUAGAGAGAACUCCAUCCUCUACCUCCUGCUUAUGUUUGGCACGCUCUGGCUUGGAGUGAUGCUCUACAACUUUAACAAGACACCGUACCUGAAUGCCAACAAGCGCGAAGCUCUGGCUGAUUAUGCUCUGCCUGUUGCAGUCAUUGUCUUAUCCUUCAUUGGGUCAUACGUCUUCCGCGACGUCAAGCUUAAGAAUGAGAUGGAACACUUCCGGUAUGACAACAGCUAUGACAUGUUCAAAUUACCCCCAUUGGAGACGCUGCCUUACCCAGCAGUGUUUGCUACGAUGGGCCUGGGCUUCUCACUAUCAAUGCUCUUCUUCAUGGAUCAAAACAUCGGCUCUGCCAUGGUCAACAACCCAUGCAAUAAGUUAAAGAAAGGUCCAGCGUACCACUUGGACCUCCUCGUGGUGGCAUUCAUGAAUGGGUUUCUCUCUCUCUUUGGAUUACCUUGGAUGCAUGCGUGUCUACCACACUCGCCUCUACAUGUCCGCUCUCUUGCUGAUGUUGAAGAGCGGGUUGAGCAGGGGCAUGUGUAUGAAAUAAUUGUGAAGGUGCGUGAAACCCGGCUGACUGGACUUUUCUCCAAUAUUCUCAUCGGGUUGUCCAUCUUCCUGUUACCUUAUCCACUGGCUUACAUCCCAACAGCAGUGCUUGAUGGCCUCUUUCUUUAUAUGGCUGUUACGGCACUCAAUGGAAACCAAAUGUUUGAACGUAUCUCAUUACUCUUCAUGGAACAGGGUCCGCGUAAAACGAGAAACGCGUAAACGAAAUAACUGAACAUAUGGGAUUAAUUGAAAUAGAGACUGGGCCGACCUCCAAACUACACUUUUUCCGACACGGUAGUAUGUUUUACUAAAAAUAGCAUAUUAAUUUUAUGAUGUUAUGCACACACAAUUAAUAUUUAAGAGAAAUAUCAAUAAUAUUAGGUUUUUUAACACUUACGUUAGUAGAAAAGAUGGCUGGCCACACGGGGAUGGGGGGUUGGUUCCGAAGCA
Molecule: messenger RNA, 2139 nt
Organism: Homarus americanus (American lobster)
Lineage: Eukaryota; Metazoa; Arthropoda; Malacostraca; Decapoda; Nephropidae
Product: sodium bicarbonate transporter-like protein 11
Biological process (GO): monoatomic anion transport; transmembrane transport; monoatomic ion homeostasis
Cellular component (GO): basolateral plasma membrane; plasma membrane
Molecular function (GO): solute:inorganic anion antiporter activity
Source: RefSeq, a predicted model, not a curated record